Molecule: messenger RNA, 3681 nt
Organism: Electrophorus electricus (electric eel)
Lineage: Eukaryota; Metazoa; Chordata; Actinopteri; Gymnotiformes; Gymnotidae
Gene: slc16a13
Product: solute carrier family 16 member 13
Biological process (GO): monocarboxylic acid transport; transmembrane transport
Molecular function (GO): monocarboxylic acid transmembrane transporter activity
Source: RefSeq, a predicted model, not a curated record
CACGUUCUAGAGGGGGCGCGUACUCAACACACACGUGUACGACUAUGAAGGAAAUAACAAGCAGGAUACACAGAGGGGGUGCCAACCCAGUGUUCUGUCUGUAGAUGCUGCCAAGUUUUUGGUCCAGGCAUUACUGGUUGAGCAUUCUCAUGUUGACUUGCAGUUAUCACUCUGGCAACCACAGAGCAACGAGUAGCGAUGGCUAAGCACCAGACAGAAAAGCAGCAGGUGCCCUUGCCGGUAGAGGCAGCCCCAGAUGGGGGGUGGGGAUGGGUAGUGGUGGGGGUGCUCUUCACAUCCUCUGCUCUGGUGUUUGGCCUCAUUCGUAGUUUGGGGGUCUUCUUCGUGGAAUUUGUGCAGUACUUUGGGGAGAGCGCACAGGCUGUUUCCUGGAUAACCUCCAUAGGAGUAGCCAUGCAGCAGUUACUCAGCCCUGUAGGCACAGCUGCCUGUAAUGCAUUUGGAGCACGUCCUGUUGUGAUGGUGGGAGGCUUCCUGUCUGGACUGGGCCUCAUUAUAGCUUCUCAGGCUGCAACACUCACACACCUUUACCUAACCAUGGGACUUAUUUCAGGCUCAGGCUGGGCUCUGGUGUUCACCCCUUGUGUAGGCUCUGUCAUGCAGUAUUUCAACAGGCGGCGCUCUCUGGCCAUGGGUCUGGGAUUCACUGGUGUGGGCCUCUCCUCUUUUGCCUUCUCUCCACUCUUCCAGUAUCUGGUAGAGACAUACACCUGGCGUGGGGCCCUGCUCAUCCUGGGGGGCCUCAGCCUCAACAUUGUGGCCUGUGGGGCCCUCAUUCGACCUCUUGUACCCCCCAGAGUCAUAGCUAAGGCUGAUAGCUCCUCCAGGUCUGCUGGCUGUGCCUCUCUCUUUUCCCGUUUCUGUGAGUACUUUGAGCUGUCGCUGCUCUCACGCCGAGGAUUCUUCACCUACAGCUUAGCUGUCACCUGCUUCAAUGCGGGCUACUUCAUCCCCUAUGUCCACCUGGUCGCCCACAGCCGUCUCGUUGGCUUCAGCGAGUACCAGGCUGCCUUUGUCAUCUCCGCCACUGGCGUGACAGACAUUGUGGGGCGCGUGGUGUCUGGCUGGGCCUCAGACCUUCGCCGUAUGCGCUUGCUUCACAUGUUGGCGAUCUGGACGGGCUUGUUAGGACUCUUCCUGUUGCUGUUGCCGGUCAGCUCUCUGGGCCGCAACUACGGCGGUUUGCUGGUGGUCAGCCUGGCAUACGGGUUCUGUGCCGGGGCCAUGACACCCCUGGUGUUUGCAGUAGUGCCAGAGAUCGUGGGCAUGGAGUGCAUGCUGGGAGCACUCGGGCUCCUGCAGAUGAUAGAGAGCACGGGAGGGCUGCUGGGAGCACCACUGUCGGGUUGGUUGAAAGACUUCACAGGCUCUUACACAGGUUCCUUUGUGUUAGCUGGCGGGUUCCUCAUCUUGGGCACCAUAAUAACAGCAACACUUCCCCAUUUCUGGUCCUGCACCACCCCUCCACCCCCAUCACCAAAGAGGAUGGGCAAAAAAGAGUGCACUGAAGACAGGUUACUAAAACAACCUUUAUCCUCAGACUCUGACCAGGAGAAAUCACAGUCCAUGGAGGAUAUAAAUUACUCAUGCCAGAGUCACUCAACAGAACCAGUACCAGAACUGAAACACACACCACAUUCUGCAGACAGGACAGAGGGCAAUGCUGCAUGCUGAUUGGCUGAAGGAGAGGUAUUCCUUUGACACAGAGAACAUGGUGACUGACAAUUGUUGGCCAAUGCUUAGAGUGUGUACAUUAUCAUACCAUGCAUAUCAUGGUGAAUGUUAACCUGAAAAGAUUGAGAAGGAGCUAAUCAAAUUAUUGAUUUCAAUAAUUCUAAAGAAUUGACUAGAUUCAUACACUGUCUGUUAACUGCACUAGAAAAUAACUACCUUGUCAGAUUUUAGGGUCUGACCUUUUGAAUUCGUAUGGGAAGUGAAGUUUUGAAGCAUAAAUAUCUCUAAAGACUAAUAUAGUAAAACUUAAAGGAAUAUUCCUCUGGAAAAACUAUGCAAGUCAAGGGCUUGGGUUGGAAACCAGUGACCUGCAAGAUGCAGUUCUGCACCUUUUAUUGUAUAACUAAACAUAAUUUGUCAGAGUACACCUAGAAUGAAACAACAUGAAGGUCAAAAAAGAAUCUAAAGGCAUAUAUGCAGCAAAUUGAAUGGUUUAAAUGAUUUGUUAAUUGCUUCAAACAACCAAAAAAAAUGUACUUAAUGUAAUUAAUGUACUUAAUUUUGGACUUUGUGAAACUAAACUGAAUGGCCUAGCUACAUUUUGUCAUUUUGCUAAUCUUGAUAAACAAUUGCUGAUCUUGAUUAUUUAUGAAUUAAAGUGGCUAUGAAUUAGGCAUAUUAUUCAAAGGCACAGGGUUGGAUUGCACAGUGAUUUACAAAAUAUGAAAGCACAAUGCAAAUAUGGCUGAUUUUAUGGGUCCUUAGCAGUUAGCAACUGUCCCAGCUGUGUUGUAUCCUGCAUUGUGGUAACUCAUUCAAGUUCAUGCCAAGUUCGCAUCAUAGGGGUGUAAAGGGUUGUUUAGCUGUGCUUUGCGUUAUGCUUCGGUUAUGGAACAUUUUUGGCAAUUUAUUUCUACUCAACAUGGACAGACCAGUAAAUUAAGGACCUAUAUUGGCCGUUCUUUUUUUUUUUCCAACAAUGUCUUUACUAAUUUUAACAUCUGAAAUGCACCCACACACCAAGAUGUGUAUAUUUAAAAGCACAUACAGAGAUUCAGGGUGCGUGUUGCUGGGUAUUCUGAUUUAAAUGUAAAGUUCGACACCGGCUGUUCUAAAUCAACCAUGUAUCACUGGAAAAUCUUAUGGAGAGCAAUCAUAGGAGGAAUGUUUGAACAGGCUCCUUAGUGUAUGCUCUUUUGUGUUCUUGUGCUUGAAAGUCAGAAAGCCUUGAAGCUAGACAAAUCUAUAAGCAACCAGGCAUGAGUUAUGGAGUUUGUUUACCAAUGUUUCCACAUACUGAUGUGAGGAGCAUGCCAGUGGUUGUGUGUUGAAAUAUGAGACUUGGGUUCUUGUGAGUGCUGGCCUUAAACAUAAGCCUUAAUCUCCCCUAGUGCCAACCAUCACAACCACACAGGAGAAACGAUCAAACCACAUGCACAAACACUGCCGUUUUUCUGGCCCUGCCUCGCGGGCAGCACUCAUAACGUUAAUAUUCGCACUUUGGCCAGAAAUAUUUGUCAUGGUAAACAUCCUGCUGUUGAUUCCUUUCUGUAAUAAAUACAGAAUUACCUGUCUGGAAAUACAACAAAAAACCGGAAGAUAAAACACAUGAUUGGUAUUUUUUUUUACAUUUGAGCUGCAUAUUUUUACUUGUGCUCUUCUAACUGAUUACAGCACAAAGCUAUAAAGAUUCUUGGCAAACAAGUUGCAAGUUAAUGAGUGAAAGACCAAAAGGUUCAAGUUAUGUUCACUAUAUUGUUUUAGCCCUUUAUUUUUUGUGUGAUGUUGAAUGCUUGGAAACAGCACAGGCCUUUCUUUGGCCCAUUCUAGGUACCUGCGGUCCUGUUCUCACAAUUUUUUAAUGUUGAGUUUUCCAGGUUAAAGAUUAUGCACAAUUGAUUUAGUUUAGUGUUUGUUUUUACUAUCAAAAGUGUAAUAGUUAUUGUUUUUAAUAAGAGGGUGUAUUUCAUAAAUGCCUGUUAACUC